Heterocephalus glaber (naked mole-rat) is the source of this 1637-nucleotide messenger RNA. It is a transcript of the gene Tmem238l, whose product is annotated as transmembrane protein 238 like. Lineage: Eukaryota; Metazoa; Chordata; Mammalia; Rodentia; Bathyergidae. The record is from RefSeq and is a predicted model, not a curated record.
UCAUCAGUGACAUCAGAUUGUUUUGGUUGGGUUCAUUCCUGGUCCAUGAAACAGUUAUGAGCUAUCAUGCCCUACUGGCUGCCAGACUCAUAAAAGUGGACCCAUGUGUACUUCCUUGUGGCUCCAAGACAUGCUGGCUCACUCACUGGCCCACACCCACAGAGAGAGAGAGAAGGCAGCAGCAGGCUGCAUAGCCACCUCACAUGCAAAUCAGCCCCAGGAGUGCAGCUGGACUCCUCCUGUGGCUCCCGGGCAAUGCUCCUGGGCAGGCCCUGUGGAAGAUGCCAUCCUGGGCGCUGUGUGCUCAUCCUUGUCCUUGGUCUCCUGUGCGACGCUGUGGGCCUGGUCCUUUUGCUGCUGGGGAUUUUUGCCACACUGAAUUACUGGGACUUCUUGGUCUACACAGGGGCCCUGCUCCUGGCAUUCAGCCUGCUGUUCUGGGUCUUCUGGUACACCUUCAAUAUCAAAGUGCCUCUUGAGAAACUGGACUUGUUGCUUGGCCAUGGGCAGCAGAGGGAUGCAUGUGCCACAUGCAGCGAUGAGCCUGGGGCUGACAGGCACCAACAUGCUGCAGUUCCCACCCAGGAUGUCCCAAGGGGACCAGGUCCUGUCUGAUGGAGAAGAAUCAAGACAAGAUUCAUGCCCUUUGCAGCAUGUCCUUGAUAAUAUCCAGGAGGAGGCAGCGGCUGCAAUGCCGGAGGCUUUCAAAGCACCCAUGAGGAUGACGUGAAUGGCUCCAUCUAGAUCCCUGAACCAUUCUUUCAGGCCACUAGCAUUGCUGCUGCUGCCCCAGCUGAUCAUGGAGAGCCUGAGAAGCCAUGAAGUUUUCCUAGUGGGGCUUUUAUGGCAGCAAUGCUGCUGUGGGCUUAGAUACCAAGAGAGAAGUCCCAUCUCUGCCACUUCUCUGGUCAAUGUCCUUUUUAAAAAGAACUGACAAUUGGAACUAAGCGCAAAAGUCCAAAUGGGGUCCCCUGCAAGCACACAUUCCCUAAUAUUGUUGCUACUUCUCUGACUGGCUGGAUAGAUUCUGUGAGUCCCUGGAGCACUCCACCCUGCCCACAUUGCCCAGUGGGCACAUGGAACUGUAUUCCAAUGUGUUGGCUUGAACUGUGAAUGUACAAUCAGUGGUGUGUGUGAGAGGACUCUCUCCUCCUCAGAGAGAGCUGAUCACUCUUCUUGCGGCCCCACCCAUUUGGACAGCCUGGCUCAUAUUGAGCUUUAAGUCAAUUGAAACCCUCCAAGCAUUUGUCUGACAGGUAAGCUAGGUCUCUGCUGUGCUGUGUGUGUCAUUCACUUCAUAAACUUAAAAAGGCCAGACUUAAUUUUUAGCUAAAGUUGCAUGGGGUCUAGUGCAGCCCAACUACAGCAACUCUGAGUGUCAGCAUUCCUCAGAUGAUCUGAGAGAUGUGCUCUGCUUUGUCACCCAGGCUUGACCUGCCCCACUAAUUUAUAUUUCCCCAAGUCUAAUUUUGUAUUUUUAUAUUACCACUUUUCAAAAUGUGUAUGUGUUUCCUUUAAGCCUCCUCAUAUCUUUUAUGUUAUGAGGCAAUUAACUAAAUAAAGAAGUGGAUUUGGACUGGUGUUUUCACAUGACAACGUAAUUCUGAGUCUGCGUGAUUUCAUAACAAUUCUUAAAA